Oryzias melastigma (Indian medaka) is the source of this 5414-nucleotide messenger RNA. RefSeq names its product oxysterol binding protein-like 7 (gene osbpl7). The transcript is spliced from 22 exons. Bases 1253 to 3814 code for a protein of 853 amino acids. NCBI's taxonomy places the organism in Eukaryota, Metazoa, Chordata, Actinopteri, Beloniformes, Adrianichthyidae. Gene Ontology annotation, cellular component: cytosol; perinuclear endoplasmic reticulum; intracellular membrane-bounded organelle. Gene Ontology annotation, molecular function: cholesterol binding. The record is from RefSeq and is a predicted model, not a curated record.
GUAGGAUAGUUUCUGCAGAGUUCAUUAGAAAUUCAACUCAGAGUUGUGGAUGUGAAACCUUGUUUCUACUGUUCCGCUAGCUUACAGACCCUCUCAACCCCAAACUAACAUUUUUCCUGCAACAAAAAAUCACAAGUAAAAUCAGAGCAAUCCAUUUUUUAUUUAAAGUUCCCAGUUUUGAGCCAGUUCAAACAUAAUCAAAAGUUUUGAUUCCAGCUCGGACGCUUCUAGAUCUAUUUGGAUGGAUCGGAAUGAAGCAGAGCAGGAGGCUAUGGUCCACAAAUUGUAGAUUUUACAUAACAAUUACAAGAUUUAAAAAAAACAAAACAUUUUUGUUCACAACAAUUUGAAUAAAUACAUACUUCUUACUUCCUUAUAGAUGUCCUCUAUCGUCAGAAAAAUGCUAGAAGAAUAUUUUAAAAACACUUUUUAUUAAAGUGGGUGUUUGAAUAAUCCAGCAGAUUAAAAAAUGUUUAGUGGGAUGAUUAAAGAAACGGUAAAAUAAAAGUGGUCACUGAUCCAAGUGGUUAAUCUGUAGAUUACAGCAAGGUAAUCUGGGUUAAUUAGUCUAUUAUGACCUGAUUUUCAUAGAAAGGCAUUAGUAACACUCAAAAGUCACACAUGAUAAUUCUGGAGUCAUAAAGAAAAUAAUGAUUUAGUAGUUUGAUUUUAGAUGAAUAUAGACAAAUAAUUAAAGUUCUUAAGAUAGGAAACCUGGUGUUAAUAAGUAAAAUUAGCUGUGAAAUAUUAAAAUAAUGCAGAAUCGGUGAAAUAUCUUUUAAAAUUUUUUUAUUAUUGCAUUAAAAUGUACAGUUUGAUUUCAAAUCUGUAUGUGUAGACUUGUUUUACACAGUGAGAGGAGCCUCAUAGCUUUACCCCCCAUCAACAUCUCCUGUAGACAGGCCCUGUAAUUCCAGCUAAUGCGGAUAACGCUCAGGACACAGUGCGCAUGGCGAGCAGCCGCGCCAGGAUUUGGAGGCAGUCCCGUGUCUCUCGCCGGCAGGAGAGAGGGCACGACCCGUCAGAUUAUACGGUCAGAUUUAGUGAUCAUCUGUGAAUAUAACAAGUAUUUGGAGCGCUUUGUUGGAAUGUGCACGGUGAGGGGACGUGCGGUCUGGAGCGGAGGCGAUGGUUUGUCACAGAUUUGGAACAGGAAGAUGACACUUGUCUUGGAUUAGGUGGUGAGGAGAUGAUGAGUGGAUUUCAGCUGCCAGUCACCACAUGGAGCAGUUUCUGAGGUCCAGGCUCUGAAAUGGACUCCAAUGGAAGUUCUCUCAAUCGCAGCCAGUCGCUGGCGAGUGGUCUGGAGAAGACUUCAGUGACGUGGAACAAGCCGGCCCUCUCUCAGAGCAGCAGCACUCUGUCGUCUCGCCAUUCCAGACAGGUGAUCAAAGACUGGGAAGUGAUCGACGACCUCCAGGUAGAAAUGCAUGCAAGUGAAUGUCCUCGGGAUAUGACCCCUCCUGGAAUCUGUGAAGGAUAUCUCUUAAAGAGGAGAAAAUGGCCUCUGAAAGGGUGGCACAAGCGAUACUUUGUCUUGGAUGGGGGGACCUUACGCUACUCCAAAAAUCAACAAGAUGUUUCUAAAGGACGUAUCCAGGGUUCCCUGGAUGUCAGUCUGGCAGUCAUGACGGUCAACAAGAAAGCCAACCGGAUCGACCUGGACACAGGCGACAUUCUCUAUCAUAUGAAGGCAAAAAGUCCAGAUCUCUUUUACAUCUGGGUGACAAAGCUCCAAGCCCACCGCUUCUUCAAGAAGAACGAGACAGCUCAUGCUCACAGCGGCCUCAUUCAGAUAUUAUCCAGCCGGGGUGGGGUGGGACAAGCCCAGAGAAAUGGAGAUCUGGGCGCCACAGAACUGGCGGAUUCAGCUGGAGCGUCCCGAGCGCUGCCCUCAGCCAACACGGCGGUGAACACAAAGGUGUCCGCCUGGCUGCAGCAGAGCCAUCACCCAGACUCAUGUGCUCAAGAGUUGAACCGUUGUAAUUUGGAUCUCUCGGAGCUAAACCGCCUAAUCCAGAGGCUCCAGAAUCUGGAGGUGGGCCAGACUUUUACUAACGGAGAACUGCAGCGCAUCAUCAGCAUACAGAACAUCUCACUUGAGAAGCCAAAGAAAUCAAAGUCAGGAAAGAUGUGGGGCCACUCACGCACACUGUCCAGAGUGGAAGCCCUGGGAAUGCUGUCCUCCAGCCACCUGAGUGGCUCCUCCCACCUCGGAGCGUCGGUGCCCAACAUCCCGGACUACGUAUCCUCUCAGCUGUCUGCUCCCUCUGCCCUCUCGCCUGAGGGCAAGAAAAUCCAGCAGGACAUCUGUGCCAUCUCUAACAGAGUGCUGGCUUCUCUGAAGUCAGUUCAUGAAACGUUGUCCCUGGAAAGACAGAAGCUCCAGGAAGCCUGGGAGACCAGCAAUGAGCCCCGGUCAAAUACCCUAGCUGUGCCUGCACCGUCCCACGGGCCACCCUCUGUGGCCGAUUCUGCUGCGGAGUACUUUGACGCCAGUGAUGACAUCGUUUGGGGGAGUUCCUCUGAGGUUUCUGAUGAAUCUGGACUCAGCGAUGGAAGCACCACCAACUCUGAACCGGAGGAGGGACACACAUCAGCAACCAGGAAGUACAGAGCAAGCAUUUCCAGAGCUCCCAAUAGUCUUGCUCCCAAGAGCACAGGACGCCGGACAACCCUGCCCGCGCACUGUCCUGACAACAGCCACGUGGGCCUCAUGGCCAUCCUCUACAACAACAUAGGUAAAGAUCUGGCUCGAGUGUCCAUGCCGGCGGCCCUCAACGAGCCGGUUAACCUUCUGCAGAGGCUGUGUGAAGAGCUGGAGUACAGCGAGCUGCUGGAUACGGCCUGCAACACUCCAGACCCCUUCCACAGGAUGGUUUACAUUGCUGCAUUUGCUAUUUCUGGUUACUCCACUGCAACCUUUAGAAACCGCUACAAGCCCUUCAACCCGGUGUUGGGGGAGACCUACGAAUGUAUCCGAGAAGACCGAGGCUUUCAGUUCAUCAGUGAGCAGGUCUGCCACCACCCUCCCAUCUCAGCCUGUCACGCACAAUCAGAGAACUUCACCUUCUGGCAAGAUCAAAGAUGGAAAAACAAAUUCUGGGGGAAAUCACUGGAGAUUUUGCCAACUGGAAAGGUUAAUGUGACUUUGCCAAAGUAUGGGGAUCACUAUGAGUGGAACAAGGUCGUGACCUGCAUCCACAAUGUGCUGAGUCAGCAGCGGUAUCUGGAGCACUACGGAGAGGUCACCAUCCAAAACCUCAAAAACAACAUCUGCUCCUGCAAGAUCACAUUUGUCAAGUCUCGCUACUGGGGUUCGGACACCAACAAGAACGAGGUGCAGGGGACGGUGCUCGACCAAAGCGGUAAUGUCAUUCACCGGUUUGGAGGACUUUGGCAUGAAGGAAUCUUCUGUGACACUCUUCCAACUCCAAAAUGUGUUUGGAAGCCGAAUCCACAGCCUAAGGAUUACCUGCUGUAUUAUGGCUUCUCCACUUUUGCCAUGGAGCUGAACGAACUCACCCCAGACCUGAAGCCUCUCCUGCCUCCCACUGACUCCCGCCUGCGCCCAGAUCAAAGAAUGCUGGAGGAGGGAAAAGUGGCCGAAGCUGACAAGACGAAAGAUGACAUCGAGGAAAAGCAGCGGGAACGGAGGAAGGAGCUCUCCAAACGAGGGGAAGAGCAUGUCCCUCGUUUUUUCAAGAAAGCCAAAGACUCCUCUGGACAGGACGUGUGGCUGACGAACGGCAUGUAUUGGGAGCUCAGAGAGAAUCCCGGUUUUGCAAACCUGGAUAAUGUGACUCUGUGGUGAAGAAACUCUGGCAGAAGCUCAUCAAAGAGGGAUAAAAAAAAGUGAAAACGAGUCAGAGGCUGAAACUUGAGACAGCAUGCAUGAUCCGCUCCAUCACAGAGGGGAGACAGUGCUUCUCAUCUCGUCUGCAGACCCAUGACUGGCUCAUGGGGAACCACUGUCAUAACAUAUCGGGAUGGGGAAGAAAUGUAGGACGAGUUUCAACUUUUCUAAUCAAUCUUAAGCUUAAGUCAGAUAGUAUGUGGAAAAUGCAUGUAAAAUGAAAAGAAGAAAAAUCUGUUGUUUCAUGCAAAAUGUUGAAACAUUAUUUAGAUAUAAGCCACAACUUAUUCUAGCUUCACUUAAGUUGAACUUUGGUUUGAAAUAUGGAAAUUGAUCAACAUUUGCACAUUCACAAAGAGAAAUUUAAUUUUUAAAAUCACUUUUUUUAUUUUAUUUGCGUCUUCCACCAAUUAUGCUUCAAAUAUGAGAUUGUAUUGCUUUUUCUUUAGAUAUAUUAUGAUACCAUCCUAUUUUCUUUGUGAAUUUCAGAGGUCACUCUGAAACAGAUAAAGCUGUAUUUCUGUCAGGUUUGCAUAGAGGGACAUUAUUGCUUUAUGUAUAAAUCUUGAGAUGUAUUAAAUCCGUUUUGUUUACAGGAAACUCACUGCAGCCCAUGAGAAUGAAGGUCACCUGAAUGUGUUUUUUUUGGAGCCAUUUAGCUAAAAAUGACGCUCUGUAACACCUGGAUUUAUUAAAGAUGACACCACCCAACCAGACUGAUGCAUCAUUGAGAUCAUGUGGACACUGGACUCACAAUCUGUUUUUUCUGCUUUAGAUUAGCCAGACAAUAAGUCAACACAUUUGACUUAUUAUUAUCAGUAAAUAAAUAUUACUGAAUAAAUGAGAAGUUACACCUAAUUGGUCAACCUAAUGACACAUCAGUUAUUUAUCUUUGAUUGUGACUUCACCAUUAAAUCUAAAUGCUAAUGAUGUUUUAAGAUUUUAACCCAGCUUUAGCUCAAAGUCAACAUCAUGAACCAUAGAUGCUAAAAGAUGUAAAAAGUAAAAGUUACUUUUCAGAAUUCAGCAACGGGACAUACUGCAGCUACAAAAUAUCUUAACUUUUCUGGAUUUUGAGUUUUGUCACAUUGGGAUACAAAUCAGAUUAUUAAACACAAAAUUUAAAAGCUUCAGGUUUGAUCAUUCACAUUCUCAACGGAUGUAUUUCUUCUUAAUUUGAUGUGAUAAUGUACAAUGCAGUAUACACCUUUCAGGAAAAGUGCACAUUUGAUGUAUUUCAUCAUUAGAAUGCUGCUGUUUGCAAAGAUGUUCAUACUGUGUUUGUUUAUUUAUACAGUAUAUUAAAAGGCUAAUACACCGUUUUUAUUGUUACCAACUUAUCUUCUUUCUAUCUUUCUUCUAACUUAUUUUUUCAAACUUUUUUUUUUUAUCUAUUUUAAAAUGUAUUUAGAACUGAUAAAAUACAAAAUAAACAUUGUAAAUAAAUGUAUAACAAUGAAAGACAAUAUACAAAGGAUGAACUACUUAUCAAGUUCAAUCCCUUUUUUUAAAUGAAUUCCAAAUUUAAAUUUCUACCAAUAAUGUAUUUUCAUACAAA